AUGUCAGAUUUAGAAGUUCCGACUUCUCCUUUACUGAAGUCACCUACGAAAGACUUACUUAAGAAGAAUCAACAGAUGAAGACAUCGUACCAAUAUAGUAGCGAUGCAAUUAACCAUGAUAGUAGUGAAACUGCGGAAUCUUCAUUAUUACAGGACCUAGAUAUAAUUUUACACAAGAAGUUGCAAUUGAACUCACCGUUUGAAAAGCAAGGAUUACCAGGUUCAAAUGGCGGUGGAUCUAAUGGGCCUGGAGUUUCUUACCAGUUGAAAGAAGAUUCCAGGCAAGAAGAGGAAGAAUAUGAGCAACUUGGUGGGGCUGGAGAGGAUGAUGAUGACGAGUUUACGAAUGUGGAUGAGAUUGACGGGCCAAUAUCUCCAUCUCCGGGAUGCUCAGGACUCUCUGAUCUUCCUAACAAUACACCAUCGAAUAAUAAUAUGAAUUCUGGUUCUAAUAAAUAUAAAUACUCCAAGGGAGACCAUAUACAGGAAGCAGUUGAUGAGAAUUUGCCUGUUGACGAAGAAUAUCAAAAGCAGUUGGACCAGCGCGCGCAGGAGAUUUCGUCCGGGCUUGAGUUCCACACAAUAUCAAAGCCGAAACUUGAAUGGUCAUUAAAGUCGUUCUACUCGUUACCGUAUGAAAUUUCAGAAUGGUUUGAUUUGAAGGAUUAUGCUAUGCUGGGUAAAACGAAAAGCGCUUUUGACGACAGGUUCGAUUCAGUCAAGUUUUUAGAAGACACUGAUUACAGCGCGGAGUGUAUUAACACGCUUUCCAAUGAAAUUUCGACAUUGAGCUUAGAUUAUUCUGCAUUAUUAUCACUAUGUUAUAUUUCCUUUGGCAACUAUGAUAGAAUGGAUGGACCGGAAGAACACAUUACUAGACUACGAAAGAACUGUAUUAUGCUUACGAAGAAGUCUUUACCUGUCAUUAUUAAAGUUUUUAAAGAUAAUGCUGAGUGCUGUCGGGAUAAGAGCACCAAUUUAUCUCAAUACAACUCACUUUUGUUUUUCUCAUCCACUCUCCUGUACUUCAUCACCUGUACAUGCAUACAAGAAGCGAGCUUCGAAAAGGAAACCGUUGAUGAAGCUAUUCACGUUAUACAAGAUUUGGAGGUCAUAGAGUUUAUAACAACCUAUAUCGAACACUGGAGAUGGCAUAGUAGGCUUUGUAUGCGGAUCAGGAAUAUGAUUAUGCUUCUCUUCAAGUUGCUUGUUUUGCAAUUCGGGGAUGAAGAGAAAUUUAAGACAGUUGAGAACUUUAUAAAUGCGUUUCAUGGGAUCGAAACCUUUGAGAAUUCGCCCGAAAAAUUGACCGUGUCUCCACUUGAUUAUGAGGCAUUUCGUGUAGAUAUAAGCUCGAGAUAUCCUAUUUCAAAGUCUUUGGAGUCGAAGAUUCCAAAAUUCUUUGAUAACCCAAAUUCAUUGUCUCAAUUUCUAGAAAUUCCAAGACCGAAAGCCCAAAGUUCGAUUAAGCAGGCACUGCCAGAACCGCAGGUCCACAUUGCGACACCUGCACCAUCACCUCCGAACUCCCCGGUGUCUUCAUAUACACCAAAGGCACGAAAGUCAUUCCAAACAAACAUAAGUUACCCUUCAUUGUACCCAUCUGAUGAUGAGGAUAACGAUGACGAGCUAGAGUACCGAAUUGGAUGGAAGGAGAAGUCAGAUAAGAAUGGUUCAGUCCCAUACAAUGUUCAGGAAGCAAUAAAAAUCUUAUCUAAUAACGUUGAAAUUAGCCUUGCCUUGAAACAACUAUGGCAUGAAAGAAAAUUAUUCAUGAUUCAAGAACGUGGUUGGAAUGAUGGGACUGAAACAAAGGACGAUCCAUAUGACUAUUUUCUUCGAAAAGAAGAUGGUCCAGAAAUUGAAACUAUGCGCAGGGUAGAAAAUUACUAUAGAAAGUGUCUGCCAAGUUUUAACUCCCUGAUAUAUGUUCUGCUACAAACAAUUGAAUCAAACCAGAAUAAUCACGACUACUUCUUAUCAGAACUAGCCGAUGAUGUGUCUCUUGACAUAUUAGGUCCCCAAUUGGAAAUCAGCAGGGCAAAGGAAAUUCUUCUCCGAUCCUCUACUGCUAUAAUAUACACAAUUCUAAAAUGGUUUAAGCUGUCGCACAUUCUCAAAUUUGAACACUUCUCGUCGCUUCUCUAUGACUCUAAGCUUACGGACGUGUUCAUUCCACUUUUAAGCAAAUUUACCUAUAAUUACACGGACAGAAUUUACAAUAAAAUGGCUAAUUCCUCACAUUCUUUUAUAAAGAAGUGCAGCGAAUUCAACCCACUAUACAAGGAAUCAUACAAAUCCUGCGAUGACAACUAUAAAACUCCUCAAAAUUCCGACAUAAACUUGAAAAUGGUAUCUGCUGAAGUCUACAUGCUCGAAAUAUUAUCUGAAGUUGUCGGCAAGAAGACCUAUCGUUUAAAGGAAUUGCCCCUGACCAUUGGUUCCCUUUUCAACAAACUGUACCAAAUAUUCAAUGUCGAUAUCUACCAUCCAAUUCUUAGACUCGUAAAGGAGCUGACACCUUUCAAGAAUAAGCGUUGGAAAUCUGAACAUAUAGAAUUGAUCUCAGGCGUCUACCUGUACGAAAAACUAUCACUUGUAGAUAAUUGGGUCACCGGAAAAGAUGUUUCAAGCGAGAUGCAUGAUGCUUAUGGACAUGAGAUUGCAUUGAGAGCUAUGUUACAGUUUUACAAUUUUUCUCAUUACAAGGUUCCGAUGGAACAAUGCGGUUACACAGAGAAGCAAAGCAAAUCAUUUUUCAGUAAGGAGUCAGAAAUCUUGACAUCUAAUUACUGA
Messenger RNA from Eremothecium sinecaudum, 2796 nucleotides. RefSeq names its product Far11p (gene FAR11). Gene Ontology annotation, biological process: cytoskeleton organization. Bases 1 to 2796 code for a protein of 931 amino acids. Gene Ontology annotation, cellular component: cytosol. Lineage: Eukaryota; Fungi; Ascomycota; Saccharomycetes; Saccharomycetales; Saccharomycetaceae. The transcript has a single exon. The record is from RefSeq and is a predicted model, not a curated record.